Messenger RNA from Triplophysa dalaica, 3306 nucleotides. RefSeq names its product solute carrier family 35 member F3b (gene slc35f3b). NCBI's taxonomy places the organism in Eukaryota, Metazoa, Chordata, Actinopteri, Cypriniformes, Nemacheilidae. The record is from RefSeq and is a predicted model, not a curated record. The coding region runs from base 298 to 1857 and encodes 519 amino acids. The transcript has 11 exons. Gene Ontology annotation, cellular component: membrane.
CGCAACUUCCGGUUCGCGGGGACUUUAAGAUGAAACCUUCUAUAAAAAUCAGAGCCCCAAUAGCACAGUCCAUCUCUCCUCAGCACCAAACACAUCAAACAAGAGCACAUAAUAUACAUUACUGAAUGUAAAGUGCUGUCUGUGAAAUUGGAAAAUGUGAGCAUUUGGACACACAGAGCUCGGGUCUCGGAUCAGGGAGUCCAAUUAUCCACCUUUCUUCCUUUCCCAUCUGGAAGCAGACUUCCUCCAUAUCUGUUCAGAGAGUGUGGAAAAGGCUAUGGAUGGUCACUCCUGGUGAUGAGAUCCUUAAGCAAGAAAUACAGAAGAAGUGGUCUUCUCUCAUUCAUGGGGAUCAUGCACGGAGAUGGAGACCGGCUCGGACCCCCACGGAGGGACUGCCUGUGUUACCUGGGACCACCGACCACCUUGAUGCCCAUCGGUAUGCGCAGAUCCCCCGAUGUGAGCCCCAGACGGCUGUCCGACAUCAGCCCACAACUACGGCAGCUUAAGUACCUGGUGGUGGAUGAAUCGAUUAAAGAGGACCUGAAGUCAUCUCGGUCUGUAGAGGACAUCAACAGCGCGUCCAUAGAGGAGAGGAUCUUGAGAAUUACAGGCUAUUAUGGUUACCAGCCGUGGAAUGCAGUUUAUAAGAGGGAGGACCGACCGCGGGAGAACAUCACGAGUACAGCCGAUGGACAGGCGAUGGUGGGCGGAGCUGGGGCGGAGUCUGGUACAGGGAAGCAGAGAAUACGCUGCUGUGUGCGAGUGACAGCCGUCCAGGUGCGAAAAGCAAUAUGGGGCGUGGCCAUGGUGAUAUGUGUGUGCACGUCAUGGGCAGGCUCCACCCAGUUGGCUAAACUGACCUUCAAGCAGUAUGAUGCACCAUUUACUCUCACGUGGUUCGCCACUUCGUGGAAUUGCCUCUUCUUUCCGCUGUAUUACAUCGGUCACCUGUGCAAAGGCCCGGAAAAACAAUCACCAAAACAGAGAAUUAGAGAGUGCUGCCGGUUCUUUGGGGAUGAUGGACUGACGGCGAAGGUGUUCUUCACUAAAGUGGUCCCUUUUGGGCUGUUGUGGAUCCUGAUAAACUACCUGUAUCUCCAGGCUCUGAGAAAGAUCAACACCACUGAUGUAUCGGCUCUCUUCUGCUGUAACAAAGCCUUCGUUUUUCUACUAUCCUGGAUCGUGCUGCGGGAUCGCUUCAUGGGCGUCCGGAUUGUUGCUGCCAUUCUGGCCAUUGCUGGAAUAGUGAUGCUGACGUACGCCGAUGGGUUUCACAGUCAUUCGGUUAUAGGAAUCACACUGGUGGUGGCUUCAGCAUCUGCCUCCGCUCUCUACAAGGUACUUUUCAAGCUUGUCCUGGGAAGUGCCAAAUUUGGAGAAGCAGCUCUGUUUCUGACUAUUGUCGGAGGUGCAAACUUUGUCUUCAUGAGCUUUGUGCCAGUUAUCCUGUACUUCACACAUGUUGAAUACUUCACAUCUAUAUAUGAGCUCCCUUGGGCUUUCCUGUGUGGAGUAGCUGGACUCUUACUAGCAUUUAAUAUGCUGGUGAACUUUGGAAUCGCUGUUACAUACCCAACACUGAUUUCACUUGGCAUUGUUCUGAGUGUCCCUGUCAAUGCAAUGGUGGACCUUUACACUUGUGAUAUUCACUUCAACACAGUGCGUCUCAUUGCUGUGUUCAUCAUCUGCCUGGGCUUCCUCAUGCUGCUCUUACCAGAGGACUGGGAUCAAUGUCUGAUUGAACUCAGCACUAAAUUCAGAAAACGCGAACAGCCUGUUGAGCCGGUAGAGACGGCAGGCGGGCUCAACUGGAGCCGACGGGCCAGGACCUCCAUGUCCACGUUUUCACACUGACACACGCUUGUCAUCUACAAGAAACUGGAUGGUUUUUGGAAUUGUUCAUCCCAUCAUCUUCAGUAAAGAAGGCUCUCUAGGAAUGGCUCUAUUUGCCAUGAUAACAAACAAUAUUUUUUUUUAUUCUCCCUUCUGACAGUGGAUGUCAACAAUGAUAAUGAAUUGGGAUUUAUUUCAUUGUCGUCUGUCCUUUUACUGUUCAUAAACGAAAAGUUCAGAAUUAAAAUAAUUCGGAAUUCUGUUACUCACUUUAACAUGAUGCCAUUUUAUUUUCACCUCAACAUAAAAAACAAGUUUUAUUGUUUUAUCAAUAUUCUUAUAAAACACUAUUAUAAAUUUAAAUUCAUAAUGUUUUGAGAAUAAUCUAAAUAGGACCUUAAAUUUUAUAAUGUAAAUUUACAUUUUGAUCUUAUUCUGAUUGUACAACUGUGUUCUUGAAAUUUAUUUUUAUAAAUGUUUUAUUUUUAUUUAUUUUUUCAUUUUUUUAACCUUUACAUUUUAUUUGGAUCAUAAAGAAAUGUUCAAUACAUUGUUUGAUAUUUUCCAUGCAUUAUUAUUGCAGAACAUACGACUCGUGCACAUAUGGUAACUAAAGCCAUACAAUAGCUUUCUGUAAAGGAACAAGAAGACAAAAUGUUUCUUAAUUUUGAUUAAAUUGUUCAAGUAGCAGCUCAUACAGCUUUAACAGAAAGGUUCAUAAAUAAUAAAUAUUUUAACAUUUUAUUAGUAAAUUUCACAUAAUCAUGUGCCAAACACUGAUAAAAUGUAUGAACCAUAACGUCUAUCAACCUACCUGAAAGGAUUUCAUCUCCCAAACUGUGAAGCUCAUGUUGGACAACGGCAACAUCCAGAGUCUCCUACAGGGGGCACCAAGAAGUCCAAACUGUUUACGCUGAAUAAAUUCCUUGUCAAAUCCAUUACAGUUUUACUGAAUCACAUGCUAAUCACUGUGAGGACACUUCAGGGUCAGUGUUGGCAAGUGAAGAGACUUUCCUCAGUCACACAACCGGCAAUGGGGCCAGACGUCCUGCGAAUGUAUGACCAGUUCUGAAAAGUGCACCCAUACUAUGAACUUUCCAAAGGUGGUGACCAGAACUAACACUGCACUUUUACACGUGCAACAUAUUCAAAUACACACCCUGCACUUCAUAAGACUCGAUUAUUCUUAUUUUAAUUUCUCGAUUUUAUGUACUGUCCCAAUAAAGGUGAUCUACAGGAAACCGCAUGCAGAAAAUGCCAACAAACGCUAGCUGACAGCUUCACUGCCUUUGAUUUGCAAUAGAAACUCAUCAGCACUGUCUCCCAUUGUCAUUGUUAUAAUGACAAUUAAUAUGAUAUUGUAUUCCUCUGGAAUUAUUGCUAGACAUUAUUGUAAACCUUUGUAAGGAAUGAUUUUUACACAGAAAUGCAUUAUGAUCACAUUUGAGGCAAAUGACGUCGAAACAAAUA